Molecule: messenger RNA, 2451 nt
Organism: Hemibagrus wyckioides
Lineage: Eukaryota; Metazoa; Chordata; Actinopteri; Siluriformes; Bagridae
Gene: ero1a
Product: endoplasmic reticulum oxidoreductase 1 alpha
Exons: 17
Coding region: 139-1536 (465 amino acids)
Biological process (GO): protein folding in endoplasmic reticulum
Cellular component (GO): endoplasmic reticulum membrane; endoplasmic reticulum
Molecular function (GO): protein-disulfide reductase activity; FAD binding; thiol oxidase activity
Source: RefSeq, a predicted model, not a curated record
UUACUGAAAGUGGGAGUCAAUCGUUCAUGACACAUCACACAUACACGCGCACGAGCGCGCGCACGCAGGACCUAUAAUAAACUCCAUCUUACAAAACGAUCAUCUCCGUAUUUACGUUUGUAGAACAUAGCAGUGAAGAUGAGAUUAUUAUUAUUUUUCUGUAUUAACUUCAUUGUGCUUGUGUUUCCUGUCUCAGGCAGUUCGGGGAGCUCUGCUGCACACAGGUGUUUCUGCAAAGUCACCGGUAGCCUGGACGACUGCGCCUGCGAUGUGGAAACGAUCGACGGCUUCAACAACAAGAAGCUCUUCCCGCAACUCCAGAAACUCCUUUCAUCUGAUUAUUUCAGGUUCUAUAAGGUGAAGCUAAAUAACCCGUGUCCGUUCUGGACGGAUAGCGGACACUGUGGUCUCAGAGACUGUGCUGUUAAACCAUGCAAACCUAAUGAAGUACCCGAGGGGCUGAAAUCCAGCAGCUUCAAGUAUUCAUUAGAGGCCAACCAGCACACAAAGGAGUGUGAAAUGGCAGAGAAGCUUGGCGCUGUCAAUAGCUCUCUGAGUGAUGAAACCCGUCAGGCUCUGCUCGAAUGGAACCGGCACGAUGACGAGGCCGACCGUUUUUGCAUGCACGAUGAUGAAGACUCUCCGGAUUCUCAGUAUGUCGAUCUCCUCUUGAACCCUGAGCGCUACACUGGAUAUAAGGGUCCCGAAGCCUGGCAGAUAUGGAACAGUAUAUAUGAAGAGAACUGUUUCAAACCGUAUACAGUUAAACGACCACUGAACCCUCUUGUGUCGAGCAGUGGAGACAGUGAAGAAAGGGGAUUCUACAAGUGGCUGGAAGGUCUGUGUGUGGAGAAAAGAGCUUUUUUCAGGCUCGUCUCAGGACUGCAUGCUAGCAUAAACGUGCACCUGAGUGCUAGGUACCUGCUGGAUGAUAACUGGUUUGAGAGGAAAUGGGGUCCCAAUGUCACAGAGUUCCAGCUGCGAUUUGAUGAAGAACUAACCAAAGGAGAAGGACCCAAGCGUCUGAGGAACCUCUACUUCCUCUAUCUGAUCGAGCUCCGUGCCCUGGCUAAAGUCCUGCCUUUCUUUGAGCAUCCCUCCGUCCACCUGUACACCGGCGAGGCAGAAGAAGACAAGCAGAUUAAAGAGCUGCUCUUAGAGCUCCUCCACAUGGCCAAGUCUUUCCCAUUGCAUUUUGAUGAAACCACGCUGUUCGCAGGUGAUAAAACCGAAGCGGCAAAACUAAAAGAAGACUUCAAGCAGACUUUUAAGAACAUCUCCAAGAUCAUGGACUGCGUAGGAUGCUUCAAGUGCAGACUGUGGGGCAAACUGCAGACCCAGGGUUUAGGUACAGCUCUAAAGAUCCUGUUCUCGGAGAAGCAAAUCGAAGCACUUCCCCAGUCCAGUAGCGACAAGCCGUCCUUCCAGCUGAGUCGACAGGAGAUCGUUUCCCUCUUCAACGCUUUCGGGAGAGUCUCAACAAGUAUUCGAGAACUGGAAAACUUCCGGAAACUCUUAUCCGAGCUCAAGCAAUGAGGAGAUUGUAGCUACCAGUUUAAACAUUUUAAUUAGGCUCGUUUAUGUGCUUUCAGACACGUUAUUGACUAGAAAAUUGGACAAAAAGAUCUAAAAACAGUAUUAUUAGAUAUUUUAAAGCUGAUUUGAGUUUUUCAGCAUGUAUUUCCGUGUCACUUUGUGAUGUGUGAGGCUUUGGGCUGGGCAAACUGGUAGCUAGAAGCUCACGGGUUUAGCUUUAUUCGCUACAGAAGAAAACUUCAUUCAAGAAACGUGUCUUGGUUGAUUGGUUAUGAUUGUAACGAAUGACAUUUUUGGCCAAAUUGUUAGUUACACAGGAAUUCACAAGUCUUGGUGCUGGUGAGAUGUCAUUGGAAACAUACACAUCCAUGUGAGAUCCGGUCCAUACAGAUGCCCCUAAACAAACAGAGCACUUUAAUGACUGAGGAUUAAAUUGAGCAGUUAGCACAAAUUGCACUAUGGCAUAUCGGUGGAAGAAGUUUCGAGGGAAAAAUAAGAAUGAUGACCACUCCGAGAUAGAUAGAUAGGAUUUUUCUGUUUCUCAGGGAUUUUGAAACCAAUCUGAGACAAUAAAGUGGAAAUUGAAUUUGUUAUUAUAGUCAGUUACUACUGAUGCAUAAAGAUCAUUUUUACAUGUAUAUUUUUGUGUAUCUUGUAUCACAUUACUUGGUUAUGUCCAUAAUUCACAUGGUGUUUCAUGAUGUUUAGUUAGAAUCAGAAUAGAUAAGACAUCUUUACCAAAAAACGCCAUUAAAACAGGAAAAAACAGAUGAUGUGAGAAAAAUGUUGUGUGUGUGUGUGAAGAUUUGUUUUUGUGAUAGUAAUAUAUUGUCAUAUACACCUGCAUUUGUCAUUUGUUUUUUUCACAACAGCACUGUAAAUUUCUUCAUUCUUUAAUAAAACUAUUGACACGUC